Messenger RNA from Phodopus roborovskii (desert hamster), 1123 nucleotides. RefSeq names its product TNF alpha induced protein 8 like 2 (gene Tnfaip8l2). The record is from RefSeq and is a predicted model, not a curated record. The transcript has 2 exons. Gene Ontology annotation, cellular component: cytoplasm. Gene Ontology annotation, biological process: regulation of apoptotic process; negative regulation of inflammatory response; negative regulation of T cell activation. Lineage: Eukaryota; Metazoa; Chordata; Mammalia; Rodentia; Cricetidae. Bases 114 to 668 code for a protein of 184 amino acids.
CUAACUUAGGAGCUUCUCCAUUCUGUUAGCUCUCAGGAACAUCUAAGGCAAGACUGGCACCCAGCGCCCAGAACCCUGCACCCCACAGGAAGCCUGUGGCCUCCCCCGGCACCAUGGAGUCCUUCAGCUCAAAGAGUCUGGCACUUCAAGCGGAGAAGAAGCUACUGAGUAAAAUGGCUGGUCGGUCCGUGGCUCAUCUCUUUAUCGACGAGACCAGCAGCGAGGUGUUGGAUGAGCUUUACCGUGUGUCCAAAGAGUACACGCACAGCCGGCCCAAGGCACAGCGGGUGAUCAAAGACCUGGUCAAGGUGGCAGUCAAGGUGGCUGUGCUGCACCGCAGCGGCUGCUUUGGUCCUGAGGAGCUGGCCCUGGCUUCCCGGUUUCGACAGAAGCUGCGGCAGGGCGCGAUGACCGCGCUUAGCUUUGGUGAGGUGGACUUCACCUUUGAGGCUGCUGUGCUAGCAGGCCUGCUCGUGGAGUGCCGGGACAUUCUUUUGGAGCUGGUAGAGCACCACCUCACACCCAAGUCACAUGACCGCAUCAGACACGUGUUUGAUCACUACUCUGACCCUGACCUGCUGGCUGCCCUCUACGGGCCUGACUUCACCCAACACCUUGGCAAGAUUUGUGAUGGGCUCCGGAAGCUGCUGGAUGAGGGGAAGCUCUGAGGAUCCAGAACCCAGCAUAUUGAACUUUGGCAAAAUGACUGACCGGGCUUUCUAACCAUGCACAAACGCUUGUCAAUCCCCCCCCUCCCGCAGGCUUCAUUCCCUCCCAAGAGUGUUGCCUACACCAAGGCAACCCCCACCCGAAUGUGCUGGGAGGAAAGCUAUGUUGAGCUCAGUGAGGCGGCUCUCCCAUCCAGUGUCAGCAAAGGGAACAGCUGAUUGAGGAAGUGAAACUUGGAUCUGCUUCUCCCAGGAGAACUGCCCCCAAAAGGAUCCUCCUCUUCCACAAACCCAACCACGGGGGCACUGAGGGCCAGAAGCAGGAAGGUGGCCGUCAGAGUCCACCUAGAUCUCCUAGAGCUGGAGGCAGCACUUGGACACAUAGCAGAGUUGUUCCAGUUCCUAGAAGGAGCUGGGGUAGGGGAGCACAGGGGAAAUAAAACCACUAAAACAUG